Diospyros lotus (date-plum) is the source of this 1970-nucleotide messenger RNA. RefSeq names its product transcription termination factor MTERF8, chloroplastic. NCBI's taxonomy places the organism in Eukaryota, Viridiplantae, Streptophyta, Magnoliopsida, Ericales, Ebenaceae. The coding region runs from base 74 to 1564 and encodes 496 amino acids. The record is from RefSeq and is a predicted model, not a curated record. Gene Ontology annotation, biological process: regulation of DNA-templated transcription. Gene Ontology annotation, molecular function: double-stranded DNA binding. The transcript has 3 exons.
UACACGAAGUUUAUCUCGCCAUCGAAGGGAACGAGAUAGCUGCACCCAGAAGGGAACGGUUGCUGUAUCUUCAAUGGCCACAAACUCUUUAUCUUCUUCUUGCAUUUCUCCGGCGAGAGCCCUUCUCGCUGCUAUUUCUACCGCUUCCUUUCACCCCCAUGGCCAUGGAUGCUUAUCUAUCAUCAAAUUGAACGGAGUAGUAGGAGUGAGCGAGCAGAGACAGCCAUUUACCCAACUGGGUCUGCAACAUUUCGGUCGUAUGAUUGUACGGUGCAACGGCACAAGCACUAGGAGUUCAUCCAGUAACGUAGUGACUGACAUGGAUGUAAUGUUGGUCUCGCUCUUGCAAGAAAUGGGGAUUGAUCAGAGAGAAGUGGAGCUAAUUUUAGAGAACAAUCCGGCUCUAAGAUUCAAGGGUUUUACUUCUAUCCGUGCUCGGGUUCAAUCUCUGCAGCAACUCGGGGUCGACGGGCUGGCGCUUUGUAGACUGAUAUCAAAGCGACCAGAUCUCCUAACAGCCGAAGAAGUUGAUUCAUUGAUACGCUUUGUGAAGGAGGAUUUAGAAAGCCAGAUGGAACCCGGGCAACUCGAGCGCCUUCUAAGCGCGACAGAGCCAGCAUGUUUUCUGGGCUUCGAGAGAAAGGUUAGGUUGCUUCUUCACCAUGGAAUUCCCCCAGAAAAGCUGGCUCAUGUUCUUAACAAUGUCAAUCUCACCAAGGCGCUCUGCCUCAAGUCGGAUGAGGAGAUUGAGAGAACAAUUACUUUCUUGAGCCGUUUUGGCGGGGUCAAUUUGAUUCUUCACCGGCCGGCAAUUCUCAAUUACGAUCUGGAUAAUCAGCUUAUUCCCCGAAUUGGGUUUCUCACUGAGCUCAGUGGCGGCGAUGAAGAAGCUACAGGAACUGUGCUGCGUAAACUCCCGGCCGUGUUAGCCUACACUGCAGAGCAUUUGAAAGAUCACGUCGAGUUCUUCAGAUCAUUCGCUGGUUUAACCGAUCAAGAGAUAUUCAGGAUUGUUAUGGUGUACCCAAAUCUGUUUAGCGCCAGCAGAAAGAGGAAAUUGCACCCCAGAAUUGAUUUUCUCAAGCAAUGCGGGUUGAGUUCUAAUGACAUCUUCCGGUUCUUGAUCAAAGCUCCCCUGUUUCUGAGCCUUUCCUUUGAGGAGAACCUUGCUUACAAGCUAGUUUUCCUGGUGAAGAUUGGAUAUGAAAAUAAGACGAAGGAUUUGGCGCUGGCAAUGGGCGCUGUUACCCGAACCAGCUUCAAGAAUUUGCAGGAGGUGAUCGGGCUGUUCUUGAAAUAUGGGUUGUCUUGUGGAGACAUUCUUGCGAUGAGCAAGAAGCAUCCCCAGAUUCUGCAAUACAACCAUGUAUCCUUGGAGGAGAAGAUUGAUUACUUGAUCGAGGGUAUGGGUCGCGAAAUUGGGGAGCUAUUGGCGUUUCCGGCAUUUCUUGGCUACAAGCUUGAUACUAGAAUUAAGCAUAGGUAUGAAGCGAGGAAGAAGGUUUUGGGGGAAGGGAUGUCCCUCAACAAGCUCUUGAGUGAAUCGGCUAAAGAUUUUAAAUGAAGGAGGAGAAUGCAAAGUGAUGGAUGGAUGGAUGGAUGGAUGGACAGUGAAAUGUAAGUGACAGGAUGGACGAAGGUCUAUUCAAAAGCAUUUCAAUGGCUUGAUUUGUUGCAUCGAUUGUUCAAGCCUUGCUUAAACCCUGUCUAUCCAGUUUUCCAUGAGCUCUAGAAGAGACAAUUGAGAAGGCAGUGUCUACUUGUUUUGGGUACCUAACUUCUUGAGAGAGGAAGGUAUGAUUCCUAGAGCAAGGUAUGUGUAGGUUCGUCUUUAGAGAGAUUUGAACUGUAAACUAUUGCGGGUUACUCGCCAUUUUUCAUUGGCAAAGGUGUAUGUUUUUUGGGAAUGAACUGAAUUCUUGGAGAGAUGUGGGUUUGAUAGACAUGAAAAAUGAGAGGGCAGAAUUCAU